UCCGCAUGGUAUACCAGGAUUCGGCGUGGACAAGGCCGCAUUUUCAGAAACCUAGGACCUGGAGAGGGCUGUCGGUCUUCCGGCAAGAGGAAUCUCGCCCUUUCUUCUUGCCCUUUUGAGCUUUGGCCUUUGCCGGAGGCGUUUCGAUCGCCGCGGAUGGAGGCAAACAGCUGGAGGCUCGCCCAGGGGGAGGCUUCUGCUGCCGACGCCGCGUCCGGCGACUGGCGGACCCUGCUGCCGCACGAAUUGCGGCAGUGGAUUGUCGAUGAUCUUAUAAUGGGCACGUUAAAGAGAAGCUUUCCUAUCGCUGUGCCUGGGGCCUUAAAUGAACUUCAAAAAAUUGCUGAACGAUUUGAAGAGAAGAUUUAUACUGCAGCUACAAGCGAGACUGAUUAUCUGAGGAUAAUUUCUCUGAAAAUGCUUACAAUGGAGAGAAAGCCUCAGCAUACUCCUCCAAUUAAUCCUUCAAUGCCGAACCCUGCAGUUCCAAACCAAAAUCCUACAGAGCCAGCAAGGCAACAACUUCUACCCCAGAACUUUCAAAACAACACGCCAGCUGCUGGCCAAAGUUCUGCCAACCUGCCUUCUGCACUAUCAUCUAUCACAGGUCUUGGUCAGUCCAACAUAUCACAGAACAUGCCUGGCAUAUCACAACCACAGGAUCAGCAACAAUUCCAAGUUUCUCAGCUGCAGCAGCCUGGCAAUCACCCAAAUCAGGUGCAAUAAAUGAACUUACAAGGUUCAGCAACUUCCAUGCAACAGCUGAGAAUUCGUGCAAUACAUGAGGAGCAGACUGGUGUCUCAUGGGUUUAAGCCAUUUGGGUUACAGUCAGCUUCAUAGUGCUCUAGUUCUUAAAUUCGGCAAUUUAAGUCUACGUAUGAUUGAGAAUGUGGGUAUUUGUAUGUGUAGCUUCAUAAUCCUCCAUGUAGUUCUUAAAUUCGGAAAUUUAAGUCUAUGUAUGAUUGAGAAUGUGGGUAUUUGUGUGUAGCUUCAUAAUAUGCCAUGUAGUUCUUAAGUGUGUGUGUGUUAUGAUUUAAAAAUUUAUGUGUGCAUGUGUGUUGGAAAUAGAACAAAAAAUAGAGCAAUGUUGGAUAGUACUUUUCGUAUCAGAGUUAGUAUGGUUACAGUCAAAUUCAUAAUA
Messenger RNA from Phoenix dactylifera (date palm), 1142 nucleotides. The record is from RefSeq and is a predicted model, not a curated record. NCBI's taxonomy places the organism in Eukaryota, Viridiplantae, Streptophyta, Magnoliopsida, Arecales, Arecaceae.